ACCAAGUCAAUAAAUAAGUGGAUACUCGUCCCCAUCAUCCCAAUCUCCCUCUCGUCGUCGUCAGGACGUGGGUUUCUCCGCUCUGUGGAUCGUAGACCCGUUCCAGAUCCCAGGCUCCCUCACUGUCCGAGGGGAUAUAUCAAAACCUUCGCCACUAAAACUUAGAUAUCGACAGGGGAGGCGACUCUUGCUUCCUCCCUCCUGGUAGUGGCAGUGGUAGUGGUAGUGUCUAACUGCUGUGUGAUUUGGAGAGAAAGAGCUUAGCAAAGCGAGAUGGGGAAGAAGCGUUUCUUGUUGCCCGUCGAGGAGGUCGAUAUCUCUGCCGUCAAGUAUCAGCCGGAACCAAUCCAAGCUCCCCAUCUGACGGGAUUCAUGCUGAGACUUUUCGUUUGGCUUGUUGAAACUCCGCUGAUAGGAUCCCUCGUCUUGUCUGUUUUAAAGCGUCAGAAUAAUGUUACCCAGUUGCUAUGGAGUACCGUGAUUCCAGAGCCACCAAUGUUUCGACCCGAGUUUCCACCUCAAGAGCAAGAAUCUGGGAUCAUUGUACUGGAUGAAGAGACUGACCCUCCCAACCGUCUAGAACCAGCAUUGGAGUGUCUUACUUCUUAUGAUCCUUCCAAGCACUGGAACUCAGACUCCCAUUCUUCAUUUCUGUAUUGGACGAUCCGUGACUUUGCGCAUGCAUAUAGAUCUAAACUCACAACCCCAUCAGAUGUUGCAGAGAAUAUCAUUUCAGCGAUUGAAAACUCCAGCAAUAGUAAGACUCCCUUACAUCUAUUGAUCACUUUCAAUGCUGAAGAUGUGAGGAAACAAGCUGCAGCUUCCACACAGAGGUUUUUAGAAGGAAAACCCGUAUCUGUUUUAGAUGGCAUUUUUAUGGCAAUUAAGGAUGAUAUAGACUGCCUACCUUAUCCAACCAAAGGUGCAACAACAUGGAUGCACAAGGUCCGCGCAGUCAAGCGAGAUGCAUCUGUGUUUGCUAGAUUGCGGAGAUGCGGAGUGAUUUUUAUAGGGAAGGCAAACAUGCAUGAGCUGGGGCUUGGGACAACUGGGAACAACCCAAAUUAUGGGACAACAAGAAAUCCACACGCAAUUGACAGAUACACAGGUGGAUCAUCCUCCGGUCCAGCAGCCCUUGUAGCAGCUGGAUUAUGUUCAGCGGCAGUCGGGACAGAUGGCGGAGGUUCAGUUAGAAUUCCAUCUUCACUUUGUGGUGUUGUGGGCUUAAAGACAACUUAUGGCCGGACUGACAUGGAAGGAGCACUGUGUGGUUGUGGGACUGUUGAAGUUGCUUCUCCUCUUGCAGCUACGGUUGAGGAUAUCAUGCUGAUCUAUGCGGCAAUGUCAGGAUCCUCUCCAGAUGACAGAAUCAGUUUACAUCCGGCACCACUUUGUUUGCCCAAUUUAUCAUCACCUCAUAAUGUAGAUGCAUUGCAGUCUCUCAGACUGGGGAAAUAUACAGAGUGGUUUAAUGAUGUCAUAUGUACCGAUAUCUCCAAUAAGUGUCAGGAUGUCCUUAAUCAGCUUUCAGAUACCUAUGGAUGCAAAAUAAUGGAGAUUAUUUUGCCAGAGCUGCAGGAGAUGAGGACUGCCCAUGUAGUUUCAAUUGGUUCAGAAUCUCUGUGCAGCUUAAAUCCCGAUUGUGAAGACGGGAAAGGAGUGGAGUUAACACUUGACACCCGUACUAGUCUUGCACUUUUUCGCUCAUUUUCUGCUGCAGAAUAUGUUGCUGCCCAACGAAUUAGGAGGAGGAUAAUGCACUAUCACAUGGAAGCUUUCAAGAAGGUUGACAUUAUAGUGACCCCAACAACUGGCAUGACUGCACCUAAAAUACCUACAAGUGCUCUGGCAUCUGGAGAGUCAAAUUAUGAAGUAUCUGGUUAUCUAAUGCGAUUCAUAAUAGCUGGAAAUCUUCUUGGUCUUCCCGCAAUUUCUGUUCCAGUUGGUCAUGACAAACAAGGACUUCCAAUAGGCUUACAACUAAUAGGUCGUCCAUGGGGUGAGGCUACCAUCCUGAGGGCGGCAUCUGCAAUUGAGGAGCUCUGUUCAAGAACAAGGAACAGGCCUUCAACAUUUUAUGAUAUUCUAAGUUCGGUGGAGGUCCUCAAGUAGAUGUAUCAUGCAUCUACCAGGAUAUGUACUUGACACAGUUCCAAGUCCUUGCUUGCAAGCAAGUUUCUUAUAUUCCUAAUACCAUUGCCUUCGGUCAGCUACUGUUUGUGUGCUUGUCUUUUCUUGGAGUAAUGAUUUGAUUAUAAGAUGCAACUUAUCAUUGAUAUAUAAAGAAGCUUCACAGGCUGGUUAUUUAAAAUGUAAACAAAAAAGCUCAGAUGAAUUUCGCAUUGUGAAUCAGGACUUAAAGGCUGUAAUAAUGGCAUGUAUCAAGAGUAAAUUGUGUGUCUGUGUGUUUCUUUC
Messenger RNA from Dioscorea cayenensis subsp. rotundata (Guinea yam), 2415 nucleotides. Its product is annotated as fatty acid amide hydrolase-like. Gene Ontology annotation, cellular component: membrane. The record is from RefSeq and is a predicted model, not a curated record. Lineage: Eukaryota; Viridiplantae; Streptophyta; Magnoliopsida; Dioscoreales; Dioscoreaceae. Gene Ontology annotation, molecular function: N-(long-chain-acyl)ethanolamine deacylase activity. Gene Ontology annotation, biological process: N-acylethanolamine metabolic process.